AUGAGCAGCCCUACCGUCGGGUCCCUUCUGGCUGACAUUGCGACACUCAUCGGUGAUGGCCUGCGAAUCUUCCAGCUUGCCGAUAAGAGCCAAUGGGGACCUGACGAACACGAGCAGUUGCGCCUGCUCGAGGACACCCUCGACGACGCCAAGAAGGACUUCCAGGAGCUGUCGGUCCUCGUCAAUGGCCAGCGCUAUUACAUGAAUGACCGUAAACCCCCUUCAAUCGCCGAGUUACGAGUACUGCAUUCGAAAUUCGAGCUUCAUGUCGCAAACUUCAAGGACUGGGCGAGGAUAGGAGGGCCGGUCAACCCGGUAUGGGCACGGGACACGACAGAAUUGCGUCGCGAACUUCACCGUGCACAGUGCCGUGCCGCCCGGAGGAUAUUCGCAGCAGAGCAGGAGACGUCAGCAAGGUGUCUAGGCGCCUUCCUUGUCUACAGAAAACAGCGCGAAUGGCAGAACCGGCCAGCUAUGGACGAACAUGAGCACCAUCGGCGGCAUGUGGAGGAAGUGGUGGCUUGCAACACCAUUGGCAAGUUUGAGCGUUUCGGAGACAGAGACAUUGCUUUCGUGUGCGACUUUUGCGACGGGCAUCUGGUAUGGGAGGAUCUAGAGAGCAUGCCAUCGCUGCGUGCGGCCGAGGAGUCCAGCACCAGCCCUGUGCCGCCCAUCUCGCCGACGACGCAAAUGCCGCACUGGCAGGCGAGAGCUUUCACCACGUCAAAACGCCGAGAAGAGAAGACAGUUGUGUUCGCGCCCUUGGCGAUAGCGAACCACAUGGCACCAUACCAGGGGGAUUGGGUCGCCCGCUUCCUAUGCCCCUUUUGCGACGAGGCGCCGUACACCGAGGGGAGCAGCGACGACGAUGACCUACGAAAUACCCCGGACGACACCGGGUUUGAGGAUCUUCGGGCUUUCCAGGAACAUCUCGAAUGGCAACACACGGCGGCCUCAAUACCAGCCGUGCCCCUACCCCGGGCAGCCAAAGAAUGUUUGGUGAUGUGA
Molecule: messenger RNA, 1008 nt
Organism: Colletotrichum graminicola M1.001
Lineage: Eukaryota; Fungi; Ascomycota; Sordariomycetes; Glomerellales; Glomerellaceae
Exons: 2
Coding region: 1-1008 (335 amino acids)
Source: RefSeq, a predicted model, not a curated record